Molecule: messenger RNA, 1969 nt
Organism: Exophiala oligosperma
Lineage: Eukaryota; Fungi; Ascomycota; Eurotiomycetes; Chaetothyriales; Herpotrichiellaceae
Exons: 3
Coding region: 208-1269 (353 amino acids)
Source: RefSeq, a predicted model, not a curated record
CUUUUCCUUGAAUCGCUGCAGCCUGAAUGAAACAAUCAACCCUCUGUCCUUCGUUUUGCUUGUGGAUGGUUGCUUGUUGAUUCUCAUCUUGGUUUAUCGUUCGAGACCACUAACCGCCACUCACUCGCCGAGCAUUCGAAGUAGACCAGGCCCCCAUCCAGCCUGACGAAGGAAGGCGGCAAAUUCUCUCAACCACAGCCAUCCAAUAUGAGCAGCAGCAUCACCAACCCCAACCAAUUCAAAGGGGAGUUCUUGCCACACGAUUCCUUGCAAGGGGAAUUGAAGACAUUGAACAUUUGCUUCAUUGCGGUAACUUCAGUGUUCAUUGGCGUUCGGCUGAUCGUGCGGGCAUUCGUCGUCAAGCAUGUCGCCGCCGAUGACUACCUUAUGGUAGCUGCUGGUCUGUUUGCAACGGCCUUUUCCGCCAUGGCCAUUGUUGGCGUACGAUAUGGCCUCGGGGAUCAUGUCUGGGAUUUGCCACAAAACGCUGACCUCGUUCAGAAGAUCAAAAAGACUGUCCAGACACUAUGGAUAUGUCAAGUCAUGUACGUGACGGCGCUCAUGCUGGUCAAGAUCAGCAUCGUCGUGUCCUACAUCCGAGUCUUCCCCACGCCCACGUUUCGAAGGAUCAUGUACGCCCUCAGCGCCGCCAUCCUCAGUGUAUGGAUCUGCAGUAUCCUCGUCACCAUAUUCCAAUGCAAACCGGUCGAGGGGGCGUGGGAUUUCACACUUCCACGAAAUUGCCUGCCGAUUGAUAAAUUCUACUAUUUCUCGACGGCCUUUUCAAUCUUUACCGACUUUUUGCUCUGCACCCUUCCACUCCCCGUGUUUUGGAGACUCCAUCUUCCUCGGAGGCAAAAGUACGUCGUGUCUCUGCUCUUUGCGAUUGGUCUUUUUGCAACUGUCGCCUCGGCGUUGCGUAUCAGCGUCCUAGAAGGUGUUGAGAGUCUCGACGUGACCCAAGGCUCCGUCCCGACCAUGAAAUGGUCCGUCGUCGAAGUUGGUACCGGCAUCGUCUGCGCCUGCAUCCCUUGCUUCAAGCCCCUCUUCAAGAACUGGCUACCGGACAAAGCCACCUCACAUCAGGGCUCAUCAGGCCGCGUCAGCGUAAGAGGAGACCACCACCACCACCACUCCUCAUCCAGGCUCAAGAGCCACUCGGAAGCUCACGAGCUCACCAAGGCUCCGGAAGGUUGGACCACUUUCCAUCACCCUGCUCCCAUGAGAAUCAAAGCAGAUCCAGUCGUCAUGACCAAGAACUUCAUUUAAGCUACCUACCAGAAGGUCUCUGAGGUUUUGGGGAGGGAAACGGUCCUUCACCGAUUCAAGCGUUUGGAAAGUUUUGUUUCUCCAAGCGUUUUCUACUUCUACAAAGCGAGCCAAACUCCAGUCCCUUCCGCAAAAAAAGACAUUGGGCUUUUCGUUUUUAUUCAGAAAAGAUUUAUUAUAUACGCGCGAGCGUUUCUCGACCCACGCACGACGGAUGGCGACAUGUGCCAUAUACCUAUGAUAUGGCUACAACAUCAUGUCGCCAUGCCUGUUCUGAAAGUCCCAGUCUCUCCUACCUGGACCGUCGUGUUCUGUGAUGUCGACCACUUCGUCUUCUUCCUCCUAGAGACACCAGGUUACGAACAAGUUCUCACGACUCGACGUCUCUUUCAUGAUGGGACGAGAAACAUGACACACGACACGCAUCACAGACGGCAACGGCAACAGUAGUAUGCCCAACAACUACUUCAGACAGACAGACCUUUCUCAUUGUGCAACCCCGGACCUCCUCUUUCUUUUUAUCCCCGUUGUAAUUCAAAUCUUGUAUAUGGCCGGAUCUCUGAGCGACAACUGAUUUGUCCUUUCCGAAAAUGCACGAUUUGUACUCAAAGGGCUGGCUGUCGUUCUGCUUUUAUCUAUUCUUCUGCUUCUUUUUUGUUUUCAGUUUUCUUCCAUUUUCUGUAUGCCUUACUGUAAGAGG